UUGUGGACUUCAUUGUUGGAUGUUCCAGUUCUACAUUUCACCCAUUGAGUAAUUAUUUGGAUUACAUGAAGUAUAAACCAAAUGGGGACAUAAAUAGGAUACUAUGUUUUUUGCGAAUGACAUGUAUCAUUUCAUCAUGUAUGAUCUCUCUACUUUCUUUCAACCUAAUCAUCAUUGAGCGUCUCGUUAGAACAAUCUUAGCACAAUCGUACCAGAAACUAUUUUCACGGAGAAAGACAUUAAUUUAUAUCACAGUUCUUUGGAUAUAUGGUAUAUCAGGAGUGCUUGGUCCAAUGGCUUUGGGAGGAUACACUUGGGCCCCAGACAAUCCUUGUAGGAUCCAAUUAGUCAUCACAGAGCCACUUAAGAAUUUCUUACAAUUUAACGCUGGCGUACUGUUGCUCCUAAAUUGUAGCUUACUGACCACAGUUUUCAUAUAUAUCAAAAGAUCUAAAAGGAAAAUUCACACACUGCAGUCGAAUAAUAUACCACUAAAAACAAUGAAAAAUAAUGACUUGAGUAUUGAUAUAGAUAAAGAUGGAAUUGAUUCAAUUAAAACAAUUGAUAGACCUUCACAAGGACAAGCAUGUUGCUCAAAUACUGGAAUGACGAAACAGGAAAUUACAAGUCAGAAAAUCAGGAAUAAAGUUGGUCUAAAUGAUGAUGAACAGGAUAAUUUGAGUGAGCUUAUCAACACACAACUUCAAACAGGUAAACAAGAAAACACCUCAUUAAAUGAUGACAAAAAUAUGGAAAACAAUGCUUAUGAAGAACGAAAUUCACCCCAAAAAUUAGAAAAAAACAAAACAAAAUUUUUGGAUAUAAAUGGGGUUACAUUAGGUGAAAACAAGAAUAACUGUCAUGGAAUCAAAACUAGUUCCAUGCCAGAAAAAGAUCUACUUGAGCCAAGACUUACCAAAACAGUAUUCAUGAUUGACUUCAUAAGUGUUCUAUGUUUCUUACAAUAUCUCGUCAUAUUCUCGCUUGUAGAAAGCGAUUCAAGAGGACGGUCAUUAAACACAUGGAGUCUAGUAGUACCACAUGUAUCAAGCUAUAUUGUCGUAGGAAACUCCUUUAUAAACCCUUUUAUUUAUGCCU
Messenger RNA from Owenia fusiformis, 1098 nucleotides. The record is from the annotation of a GenBank genome assembly. Lineage: Eukaryota; Metazoa; Annelida; Polychaeta; Sabellida; Oweniidae.